Phoenix dactylifera (date palm) is the source of this 1444-nucleotide messenger RNA. Its product is annotated as rhomboid-like protein 19. Gene Ontology annotation, biological process: retrograde vesicle-mediated transport, Golgi to endoplasmic reticulum. Gene Ontology annotation, cellular component: Golgi apparatus; membrane. NCBI's taxonomy places the organism in Eukaryota, Viridiplantae, Streptophyta, Magnoliopsida, Arecales, Arecaceae. The record is from RefSeq and is a predicted model, not a curated record.
GCGUGCCCCCCACCCCACCCCAACCCACCCCACACGACACCAUACCACAUCACACCACGAUCGGAGAGCGGACGGCAGCCGGCUGCUGUGGUUUAGUUUAACCAGGUUGGAGGAGCACCGCCUACGGAGACGACGAGAACACCACCACCCUAGGCUUAGUUUAGAGAGAGCGAGAAUUAUUCUUGAACGGAAACAACGCCUCUUCCUCUCAGAAGGAGAAAGAUCUGAACGGCCGGAAGAAGGAAAAGGAUCAUGAUGAUGAGCAGCUCUUCUUCUUCAUCCCCAGCCAGAGGCAGCAGCUUUUUCACAGGAUUUACCCGAUUGUGCAAAGGCCUUGCCGUGAUACUUGUUGGAGGAUAUGUUUUACUGCAAAUAUUUCCUACAGCUGUCAAUUAUGUCGCACUUAUUCCUGCAAGGACAAUUCCAUUUGCGUGGAACCUCAUCACUGCUGGCUACAUUGAGCAAUCACUUCCAGGGGUGGUCAUCAGCACAGUUGGUCUUCUUUUAUUUGGGAAAUUGCUGGAACCGCUAUGGGGUUCUAAGGAGUUCUUGAAGUUCAUUAUUGUGGUGAAUUUUUUAACUUCAGUCUGCGUCUUUCUUACUGCCAUUACAUUGUACUACAUAAGAAGGCAGGAAAGUUACCUUUAUACCCCUCUUUCUGGCUUCCAUGGGGCUCUCUCUGGAUUUCUAGUAGGCAUUAAACAAAUUAUACCAGAUCAGGAGUUGAAUCUUAUUUUUCUUUUGAAGAUCAAAGCAAAGUGGAUGCCAACUAUUGCCGCAUUGAUCUCAGUAGCUAUAAGCUUUUUUACAACAGAAUCUGUAUCUUUUCUUCCAACUAUACUAUUUGGCAUUUAUAUGAGUUGGAUUUACCUGCGUUAUUUCCAAAAGAAGCCAGAAACAGGCCUUAAAGGAGAUCCAAGUGAUGAGUUUUCUUUCUCCAGGUUCUUUCCUGAAGUUUUAUGGCCAAUUUUGGACCCUGUUGCUUCAUUAUUUGAUCGGGCUUUUUGUGGAAGGUCUGAAACUUCUUCUGAAACGAGAGGCGAUACAUUGACUCCGUUGCCUGGUUCAGAUCCUAUUGAGGCAUCUAGGAGAAGAGAACGGGGAGCAAGGGCGCUGGAACAGAGGUUGGCAGCUGAGCAACUAGAUGUUACAGGGAGCGUAGAGGUUACAUCGCGUGAAAAGGCUGCUGACAAUGUUUGAGAACUCAUCAAGGAAUCUGAUAAGUUCGCUGCUGUGCUAUGUGUCUUUGCAAACAAAUUCUAUUGGAAAAUGCAUUCCUUUGCUAGUGCAAAUGGCUGCAGUCUUCAUGUGGAGAGACCAUCAGCUUACAAGGUCUUUUUUUUUGUACUUUUUUUACUAUGUCGUGGUAGCAUUUAAAAGGAAAGUCUUUUCAAAUACAAUAUAGAAAAGCAGUUUGAUAGCAUAUUUAGCUUUUGUUUUCCAA